Messenger RNA from Pogoniulus pusillus (Red-fronted tinkerbird), 2081 nucleotides. It is a transcript of the gene STAC, whose product is annotated as SH3 and cysteine rich domain. Gene Ontology annotation, biological process: positive regulation of protein localization to plasma membrane; skeletal muscle contraction; positive regulation of voltage-gated calcium channel activity. The transcript is spliced from 14 exons. Lineage: Eukaryota; Metazoa; Chordata; Aves; Piciformes; Lybiidae. Gene Ontology annotation, molecular function: transmembrane transporter binding. Gene Ontology annotation, cellular component: extrinsic component of cytoplasmic side of plasma membrane. Bases 710 to 1948 code for a protein of 412 amino acids. The record is from RefSeq and is a predicted model, not a curated record.
UGGCAGCAUGUCAGACCUCCUCCGUGGUGGAACCAGCCAGGCAAGGAUGUCUCCGGAGCUGUGUUAUCCUCUUGCUCACCAGAAGAACGUCUGUACCAGGAAAAAAGAAGGUAAAGAAAAUGACGUGGACCAAAGCUCUUCCAUCAGCUUAAUCUUGCCACUGUGGAGCUCUACAGCAGAUGCCAGGUAUUGCUUGCUGGAAACAUGUUUGAGUUCCUUUUUUCCCCUGCUCUCUUUAAAUGAAAGAGGCAUCUCCACCAGCCAUAUGGAGUAGCUCCUGUGCUGCAAAAGACGUGUCUGGUGUGCAGUGCAUCCAUUCAAGCUUUCUCAACGUGGACCUGAAAUUCAGCAGGGAAGGGAGCUGACGAGCACCUUUGCAGCAGAUUUCAAUGAGGCAAAACCUCAAGCAACAUAAAGCCAUCUGAGCCAGCCAGCAAAGUCAUGCUGACCUUCUGCCAGUACUACUGCAGCCCCAAGAAUGACUUCAGGUUCCUCAUCCUCGGGGGAGCCAGGAGGCCAUUCCCGAUGGCUGCCUCUGCUCCGCUGCUGUCCGCUGGAGUGUUAUCACUAUGACAACCCACAAGUAUAGGAUGCGCACGGCGCUGGGAGCUCCAGCUUGACCUUACUUGUGUGUGCAUGCCUCAGAGCUGGGCUUCCUUACCCAGGAGGGGGGCAAAGAACAUGUGGAUCCACAGGUGACUCUCCCUGGAUGCUGUCCUGCCACUUGCUGUCAAGUUUGGAAUGCAAGGCAAGCACGACUGAAGUCAGCGUGGAUAGUGUGGAGAAAGAGAAUGAAGUGGAGCAGCCCCCAUCUCCAGCAUCAACUACAAGCCAGGAAUCAAAGCUGCAGAAACUGAAACGCUCCCUCUCCUUCAAGACCAAAAGCCUGCGGAGUAAAAGCGCAGACAACUUCUUCCAGAGGACGAACAGCGACGUGAAGCUGCAGGUGGACUUGAUGCCCGAGGUGAGCACCAGCACCGGGCAGCUCCCCAGCUCCCAAAGCCAAGCGUCCUCCCCCACCAGAGCCCCCCAGCUCUCAGAAAACAGCAAGACUCACAUCUUCCAGGAGCACAUCUUCAAGAAGCCCACCUUCUGUGAUGUCUGCAACCACAUGAUCGUGGGGACGACUGCUAAGCACGGGCUGCGCUGUAAGGCUUGCAAGAUGAGCAUCCACCACAAGUGUGCAGACAGCAUCGGACAGCAGCGUUGCAUGGGCAAGCUGCCAAAGGGAUUCCGACGGUACUACAGCUCCCCACUGCUCAUUCAUGAACAGUUUGGCUGCAUCAAAGAAGUGAUGCCUAUUGCCUGUGGAAAUAAGGUUGACCCUGUGUAUGAAACUCUCCGCUUUGGGACUUCUUUAGCCCAGAAAACCAAAAAGGGCAGCUCUGGAAGUGGGUCUGACUCUCCCAACAGAAACUCUACAGCUGACCUGGCAGAAGUUCCUGAGGAAGGCAACAGCUCGGCAGGCAGCCUGGACAUAAGCAGGAAACGCAGCAACAGUGUGUUUACAUACUCUGAAAACGGCACAGAACCCUUUGGAGAAGAACCAAAAAGCAUCAUCCCUUCCCCGGGACCAUUUUAUAAAAGCACGUUACAAAUGAACACCUACGUUGCCUUGUACAAAUUUGUACCCCAAGAGAAUGAAGACUUGGAGAUGAGGCCAGGAGAUAUGAUCACUCUUCUGGAAGACUCUAAUGAAGACUGGUGGAAGGGGAGAAUUGAUGACAGAACUGGAUUUUUUCCUGCUAACUUUGUCCAAAGAGUGCAGCACGAUGAGAAGAUUUACAGGUGUAUCAGGACAUUCAUUGGCUGCAAGGAACAGGGACAGAUAACUCUGAAAGAGAAUCAGAUCUGUGUGACUUCUGAAAAGGAACACGAUGGCUUUAUCAAAGUCUGCAGCGGGAAGAAGAAAGGCUUUGUCCCCAUAGACGUCCUGGAGAACAUCUGAUUGCAACAGCUCACUUGCUGCAGUAGCAGCCCUUUGUCGGCGGUGCCUGCCUGCCUCAUCUCUCACUGUGUCAACCCAGAUGGGCUGCCUUGCGGAUGUUCAGGGGAGUAGCAAGGAAACUGCCACUGCAAGA